AUGCACAAACAGAUAUCUUUAUUCUUGUUAGUUUUAUUCUUGCUGGUUUCUUCAGCAUCAUUCAAACAUACCCAUUUCACAAAGGACAUGAUUGACUCUCUCAAUCAAGAUCCAUCUGUCAAAUGGGAAGCUGCAAAUUAUGACCAAUUUGCAGGUAAAUCAUUUGCUGAAUUGAGAAAAUUAUUAGGUGGUAAGAGAGGUGAAGAAAGCUCGAGUGAAGAAGCAAGAUAUAAUACCAGAGAUGUUAAAUCGACUGUUGCCAUUCCUGAUACUUUUGAUUCUAGAACUAAAUGGCCACAAUGUAUUCAUGGUAUUAGAAAUCAAGGUCAAUGUGGAUCAUGCUGGGCUUUCGCAACUACUGGUGUUUUCUCUGAUCGUUUGUGUAUUACUACUAACAACGUUUCAAAUGUUGUUAUCAGUCCUGAAUUUCUUAUUGAAUGCGACAAGACCAGUUUUGCAUGUCAAGGCGGUUAUGGUUAUUAUUCAUGGAAAUUCUUCAUGAAUACUGGUAUCCCAUUAGAAUCCUGUGUUCCAUACACUAAAGAUUCCCUUGUUUAUGGUAACACCACCAACGCUCAAUGUAGAUCAACUUGUACUGAUGGUAGUCCACUUAAAUUAUACAAGGCUGCUAGUGCUUAUUAUAUUUACUCUCCAAUUACCAAUUAUCAAACUGAAAUUAUGACUAAUGGACCAGUUGAAGCUGAUUUUGAUGUAUAUUCUGAUUUUUAUUCAUAUAAAUCUGGUAUUUAUCAAAAGACAGCAGGAAGUACCUAUGUUGGUGGACAUGCUGUUAAGGUUCUUGGAUGGGCUUCUGAUUCUAAUGGAACUCCUUAUUGGAUUGCUCAAAAUCAGUGGGGAACAUCAUGGGGUAUGGGAGGCUAUUUUUAUAUUUAUAGAGGAAAUUCUACUUUGAAUUGUAAAUUUGAUAAUUACAUGAUUGCUGGAACUGUCUCACCACCAACAUGUUAUGGUAAAGCUCAAAGUGAUUCUUCAGUUUGUAAUGGACAUGGUCAAUGUGUUGGACCAGAUACUUGUUCAUGCUCAAGUGGAUGGGGUGGCACUUAUUGUAAUAUUACCAGUUGUAAUGGAAUUGUUUUGACUGAUUCAUCAGUUUGUAGUGGUCAUGGCCAAUGUGUUUCUGCUGAAAAUUGUGUUUGUAAUAGUGGUUGGAGUGGAACUUAUUGUGCUGAAACUACCUGUAAUGGUAUUUCAUCUGCCAAUUCAUCUGUCUGUAGUGGACAUGGUACAUGUACUACCAAGGAUACUUGUACAUGUAAGACUGGUUAUGGAGAUCAAUAUUGUCAAUCAUUCAUUUGUUAUGGAUUGACUGGUUCCAAUGCUGCCGUUUGUUCUGGACAUGGUACAUGUUCUGCUUAUAAUACUUGUAAAUGUAAUACUGGAUACUCUGGUUCUCAAUGUCAAAACUAUACCUGUAAUGCCAUUGCCCAAAAUAAUGCCAAUGUCUGUUCAGGACAUGGUUCUUGUGUUGAUUACAAUACUUGUAAAUGUUCAGGUGGAUACACAGGUACUUAUUGCUCACAAGUUGCUUGUAAUGGAAUUCUUCCAACAGAUUCAUCUGUUUGUAGUGGCCGUGGUAAAUGUGUUGGUCCAAACAAUUGCACAUGUACCAACUCAACUCAGUAUGGAGGUGAAUUCUGUCAAGUUCCAAAAUGUGGUGGAAUUUUGGCAACAGAUUCUUCAGUUUGUGGUGGAAAGACCAAUUAUGUUUGCUCUGGUGUAAAUACUUGUACAUGUAAGACUGGAUAUACUGGAGCUAAUUGUAACUCAUUCUCAUGUUUUGGAAUUGAUUCCAACUCAACAAGUGUCUGUGCAGGAAGCGGAAAGUGUGUUGCAUUGGAUACUUGUCAAUGCACUGAUGGAACUUCAGGCAAUUGUACUUCCUCAACUAGUACAGAUUCCAGCACAAGACAAUCACAUGCCUCUAAUCAAUAUGGCCAAACCAUGUGGAUCCAAAUUGUAUUGUGUACUGUCUUGUUAUGGAUUGGAGCUAUUGUUUUUUAA
Molecule: messenger RNA, 2022 nt
Organism: Naegleria gruberi
Lineage: Eukaryota; Heterolobosea; Eutetramitea; Acrasida; Naegleriidae
Exons: 9
Coding region: 1-2022 (673 amino acids)
Cellular component (GO): lysosome
Molecular function (GO): cysteine-type endopeptidase activity
Source: RefSeq, a predicted model, not a curated record